CUCACGCACUUCCACCACACAGUAUGUAUUGUGCGGAUGUUGGGCAUAGCCACUCUCUCUGACUGCUGUGUGUACAUUGGAAGGAGUAAACAAGUGUAAAAUGGUCCAUAGAGACGAAAUAUUAAAACCGAUUUGGCACGCGUUCGGCGCGUUGGAUGUGGACCGGAAAGGAAAAGUGUCCAAGUCUCAGUUGAAGGUUCUGUCGCACAACCUGUACACGGUGCUGCAGAUUCCAUAUCAGAACUGUGAGCUGGAGGAACAUUUCAAGGACGACGAUGAAGGUCCCGUGUCCACGCAAGGCUACAUGCCCUAUCUGAACACCUUCAUCCUAGACAGGAUCCAGGGCCAGUUUGAUUUCCAGGAGCUGAAUAAAAUGUGCUGGACGCUGUGCGCCCGUAAGAACAUCAGCAACAACCGCAUGCUCAUCUCCGACGAAGAUGCUUUCAAAGUCUGGUGUAUUUUCAACUUCCUGUCUGAAGACCGAUAUCCGCUUGUGAUCGUAACGGAAGAGAUCGAGUAUUUCCUGAGGAAGCUGUUGGAUGCCGUGAGCGGGAACUGGAACGAGGGCAGGUUUGUGGACUAUAAGGCCAAGCUGAGUUUGAAGCAGAAUUGUCUGAAUGUGUGGGAGCUGAUUGAGCUGGUGGGUAUGGGCUACUUCACCAAGGGCAUGGACCGCCAGACCACCAGCCUGGGCAUCACCGAGGUCUACCAGGAGCUCAUUCUGGAUAUUCUCAAACAGGGCUACAUGACGAAAAAAGGCCACAAAAGGAAAAACUGGACAGAGCGCUGGUUCGAGCUGCGUCUCGAUUCAAUUUUGUACUACGUGAGCGAGGACUGCACUGAGAAGAAGGGCUCCAUUUCACUGGACCGUCACUGCUGUGUAGAGUCUUUACAAGACAAAGAAGGAAAGAGAAACCUCUUCAUCAUCAAAUGUCAAGACAAAAGCCUGGAGAUCAGCGCCUCGGACAAAAAGAAACGGCAAGAGUGGAUCCUGGCCAUCCAGGACUGCAUUAACCGGCUGAGGCAGGGUCUGUCUGCACCCCACCGUGAGGCUCGACAGCGGCGACGGGAACUGCGCAGCCGCCUGCAGGCAGAACAAGCGCUGAUGGAGGAACAGAUGAAAGAACUGCAGCUGGCCAACGAGAAGAAACAGAGAGAGCUGGAAGCCAUGAGAAGGAAUCUGGAUGAGGCGGCGGCGAGGGCUGUGAUGGAGGAGCAGAGAAGAAUUCGAACUCAAACAGAGCUACAGAACCACUACAGAAGUGACCUGGAGAAAGAAAAAAUGGUGCGGCAGCAGAUGGAGGAGCAGGUGGAUCAGAUGUCGGGCGAGCUCAGGUUGUACCUGCAGCGUGUCCGGGAGCUGGAGGACAUGUACCAUCGCCUGGAGGAGGCGCUAGAGGACGAGAGACAGACAAGACAGGACGAGGAGAAUCUGCGCAAACUACAGGCCAGGCUCCUGGAUGAAGAGGUGAGGAAGCGCACCGAGCUGGAGCAGAUUCACCUGCAGCAGCAGCGAGCCAUCAGUCAGACACAGCAGGAGAAAGAGCAGCUGGAGCAGCAGAGGUCGGAGCAGGACCGCGCCCUGCAGAUGGCAAUGCAUCAGCUGGACAGUCUGGAAAAGCAGAGACAGGGGGCGCUAGAGGAAUACGAGGCUGUGAAAAGGAAACUGGAGCAGGCGGCCAACAAGACUAAGAGCUGGAAGGAUAAAGUGGCACAGCAUGAAGGGCUAAUUCGACUCAUCCAGCCAGGCAGCAAAAGUCCUCAGAAAAUGACCAACUGGGGUCCGGCGGCGUUCACAGACAAAGAGCUGGAAUUGAGAGAGAAGAUUUGGCAAGGGAACAAGAACAAACCAGACAGUGCCCUAUAAUCUGUUUAAAAUGGUUGCCUAUUUGGAUGCAAACGUAUAUAUUUCUUGAUCCUGAUUUAUGAAUUACUUGGAUGGUUGUUAUUUUUUAAUUUCUAAUAAUCCACUGUGUUGCUGCGUAACAGCUCCAGUGUGGAGAUUGUUCUCUCACCCCCGCUGUUCCCGGGGUAGACUCCCAUCUCCACUGUGCCCCUGAUCAUAAUAAAGCAAAGUGAAGAUGAAUGAAUGAACGAUUAAUCCAGUUAUCUCUGAAUGUAUAAACAUAACGAGCUUACAGCUUUCAACUGAAGUGUAAUCAUAUCAAUCACACAAAAAAAUAAAACUUAUGGAGGGUUUGUGUCAUAA
This is a messenger RNA of Ictalurus punctatus (channel catfish), 2209 nucleotides long. It is a transcript of the gene swap70a, whose product is annotated as switching B cell complex subunit SWAP70a. Gene Ontology annotation, cellular component: cytoplasm; nucleus. The record is from RefSeq and is a predicted model, not a curated record. The transcript is spliced from 12 exons. NCBI's taxonomy places the organism in Eukaryota, Metazoa, Chordata, Actinopteri, Siluriformes, Ictaluridae. Bases 101 to 1867 code for a protein of 588 amino acids.